This is a messenger RNA of Psylliodes chrysocephalus, 1863 nucleotides long. NCBI's taxonomy places the organism in Eukaryota, Metazoa, Arthropoda, Insecta, Coleoptera, Chrysomelidae. The record is from the annotation of a GenBank genome assembly.
CGCCAAGUGGCGCAUUUUGUGGGCGCAUUGUUUAUGCAUUAUUUUUUGUUAUUUGCAAAUUGCCGCUAAUUCGUAUUAUAUUAUCAGAUUAUAGAAUAAUAACUAUUUAGAUAACAGGAUUUAAGAUGUACGGAAAUGAAGAGGAACACGAAAGUGAUGAUGACUUUGAUACUGAGAUAUUUAGCCCAUCUUUCAAGCCUUCUUAUGUAGUUAUAGCCAUCGACACACAUCCAGGAAUGUUUCAGAAACAACAAACCUCUACUCCAUUUCGCGCCUGUUUAGAGGCGUGCCACAACUUGGCCGACUCUUUAAUCUUCAAACAAGAUAGUAGAUCAUGGAGCCCCUUCGCCGUAAUGCUAACAGGCGAGUCUACGCCGCUGAUAAGUUUUAAUAACAGCAUUUUGAAUACCGUUAAACUGUUGAAAGAUAAGUUACAGUUGACAGAUUUAGAAUUACAGCAAACCCACCAGAGGAAAGGUAAUUUGGAUUUAGGCGGAUUUUUCUUGACCUGCAAGAAAAUCUUUCACGAUGUGAAAUCGACGUUUCAUAAACGAACGUUGAUUUAUAUUAGCAAUGAUGACAGACCCAUUGCAGAUAAAAAUUCUAAAUUUAUAGCUUUGAAUGAAAUAAAAACAUUUGCAGUGAAUCAGAUCGAAUUCCAAAUUUUACCAACCAUCAAAAGUUUUAAUUAUAAGUAUUUUUAUAACGAGUUAUAUGCUAUAUUAGGAUCGCAGAAACGAGAAGAAAUAUGCACUGAUGCAGAGGGUUUAACUCAGAAACUGUCAUCGACGAUUUUGGCUAAGAUUAAUGAGAGGAAAGUGUUGUUUUAUCCCUUCAAAGGAGAUUCUGGACGAUUUUUGAAGUGCCUGCGUGUACAUUUAUUCUCAAAUAUACAACUAUCCAACAGUUUCAUGACCACAAAAGGUGAAAGAGUGGUAAAUACUAUGGUACCUGGAGAUGAGAAGCAUGUUUACAGCAUCAAAUAUGUCAAUGAAGAAAAAGCUGAUAGCGUCAAGUUUGAUCUAUCUGAAAAGAAUGCUUUCCAAGACUUCAAUCUACCCAAAGGUAUCACUUUAUUAUUUGUAGGAGACAGACAGCUGGAUGUGGGGCAUGUUUUUUCUAAACCAACUUUGAUCAAAGUGGAUCCAAAAGAAGAAGUCCCAUUUUUUAAAAAGUUUUGGGAUAAUUGUGUUGCCAGCAAUAAGGUAUUGGUCUGUUGUUUGAAGGCUUGGCAGCCCGAUAGGUUGAGAUAUGUGGAAUUGAUUCCAGUACUUGUAGAUAAUCAACAAAUGUUUAUAGAGAAACGUCUCCCUUUUGGCAAUGAGAUGUCAUGGCCGGCAGCGAUUGAAUAUCCUGAAGAAGAAGAAAAUGAAGAAAGAAAAUCUGCUAUCAAAGAAUUAGUUGAUAAAUUGACCUUCGAAUUCAAUCCCAAAAUGUUGCCAGAUGUGUCAUUCCAAAAGAAAAAGGCUUAUAUUAAAGCCAAAUUAUUAGAUGCCCCUAUGGAAGAGGUGGAAACUGUGGUGGUCGACCAGGAACAACUAGAUGAGGUUUUGAAUGAGGUUGUGAACAAUAUAAAAGAGAAAUUUGAUUUGGUGGAGGAACCCAAGAAGAGGAAAGGCCCCCAGAAUCCCGGCCCAAAAAACAAAAAAAUUAAAUAAUACAUUUUUUUUAGUAAAUUCAAUUUGUAACUUUUACAUUCAUUGUUUUUUGUGUAGUUUGAUUGUCGUGUAAAAAGACCGUAUGCAUAUUUUAUUCCAGUGUUUGUGUUUUUAUUAGUUAAUCCUUUUUUAUCAUGUAUUUUAUUUAAUUAAACCAUUUUAAACAUAGAUGUAAAAAAUAUGAAAACGCAAAGAAAGGUGUUUU